AUGGCCGCCGGGGCCAAGGAGCUGCUCAUCGUGCUGCAGCUCGGCAUGAUCAUCGCCGACCUGGCGUUCAACCUCGCCGACAAUUUGCUGCAUGCUGACAAUAUGGCGCUGCUGAUGAUUUAUAUACUUCAAGGCACAAAUCUGGUGCUUUCCGUAAUUGUUCUCGUCAUCUCCUUCAGCUCCACCUUCGUUUUCCAGGCUGGCCUCAUCUCAUUACUGCUAAAACAAUUCUCGCCAACCCUGAUAAUAGCCGUGUUAUAUUUAGUACUAUCCGUCACACUUCAUUUCUUCAGUUUGAGGAUGCGCUGGAAAAGCCCGGAUAGCCUGCCGUGGGCUUCACCUUGGCUCGCAGGGCUGUACGUGAUACAAAGAUUAGCGGCAGUGUUCUACUAUUCGAGCUACAAAAAGACGGCCUUCCUCCUCUCCGAUCCGCGCUUCCAUUCCGACAACAAGUGGCUGCGGGAGCAGAUCAGGACCCGA
This is a messenger RNA of Mesorhabditis spiculigera, 480 nucleotides long. The record is from the annotation of a GenBank genome assembly. Lineage: Eukaryota; Metazoa; Nematoda; Chromadorea; Rhabditida; Rhabditidae.